AUGGGGGAAACGUACGACCCCACCUUUAGCUUGCCGCGGAUCCUGUGCCUCCAUGGCGGCGGCACCAACGCCUCCAUCUUCAAGAUUCAAUGCCGCAAAAUCGCCGAGGACCUCAAGGGCGAGUACCGUCUCGUCUACGUUGAGGCCCCAUUUCCUUCAGAGGCCGGCCCAGAUGUCAUGCAAGUCUUUGCAAAGGCCGGCCCGUUUAAGAGGUGGCUGCGCUUCGGCCCAGCUCACCCGGCCAUCACGGCGCAAAAGGCGGUCACUCGACUCGACCAGGCCAUCGAGGCGGCCAUGGCGGAUGAUGAUGAUCGCGGUGGAUGCGGUGCUUGGACGGGGCUGCUAGGGUUCAGCCAAGGCGCAAAAAUGUGCGCGAGCCUGCUAUACCGGCAGCAGAACCGGGCGACCGAUGCCGCUACCGUUGCGGCCGAUCGCGCGUCGCCGUUUAGGUUCGGCGUGCUGAUUGCCGGACGGGGACCGAUCGUGUCACUCGAACCGGAGAGGGUGGCGAAUGAGUCGCUGCCUAGCGCGGCGGACUUUUCGUCUACGAAGGAAAAUGGGCCAAACCGGAUGCAUGUGUUGAGGAUGCCAACAAUUCAUAUGCAUGGGUUGAAGGACCCCGGGUUGGAGGAGCAUAGGAAAUUAUAUAAUGAGUACUGCGAUCCGGAGACGAGAUCGCUGAUUGAGUGGGAUGCUGGACAUCGCUUGCCAGUAAGACCGGAUGAUGUGGCGCCGCUGGUGAAGGAAAUACGUAGGGUGGCACUUGAAACGGCGACAAAUAAAUGA
Akanthomyces muscarius is the source of this 786-nucleotide messenger RNA. RefSeq lists its product as uncharacterized. Gene Ontology annotation, biological process: secondary metabolite biosynthetic process. Lineage: Eukaryota; Fungi; Ascomycota; Sordariomycetes; Hypocreales; Cordycipitaceae. The transcript has a single exon. The record is from RefSeq and is a predicted model, not a curated record. Gene Ontology annotation, cellular component: nucleus; cytoplasm. The coding region runs from base 1 to 786 and encodes 261 amino acids.